Scatophagus argus is the source of this 3248-nucleotide messenger RNA. RefSeq names its product G2/M-phase specific E3 ubiquitin protein ligase (gene g2e3). The record is from RefSeq and is a predicted model, not a curated record. Bases 177 to 2405 code for a protein of 742 amino acids. Lineage: Eukaryota; Metazoa; Chordata; Actinopteri; Scatophagidae. The transcript is spliced from 17 exons. Gene Ontology annotation, molecular function: ubiquitin-protein transferase activity. Gene Ontology annotation, cellular component: nucleus.
AGCGGCAGGAGAAGAAAACCGGAAGCGGAAAUGAGGUCCUUUUGUUUUGAAAGAGGGAAAUUUAAAACUCGACGGCGAUAGUCACAAAUAAACACAAACAACCAGAAUAAAUCCUCCUGAAAACGGCAGCCUGACACUCGUCAUCCCUGAAUGUAAAGUCGCUGCUUCACACCAACAUGAAGAAGAAGGCGAGAAGGUCGCAGGCCGCAGACGGCGGCAGCAGCCAGGAGGAGUGCUGUGCUCUCUGCAGGCUCAGCGAUGACGAUCCGGCCCUGCUUGGGGAAAAAGUCACACUCAAAGAGCACAAACUCUCCGUGCACUACCUCUGUUUGCUGACGUCGUGUGGAGUUUACCAGCGAGGGGCCGAGAACGAAGGCAUCUUCGGUUUCCUGGUGGACGACAUCAAACAGGAGAUCCGCCGCUCGGCCCGACUGACUUGCUGCUGCUGUAAGAAGAAGGGAGCUUGUGUUGGCUGUAAUGUCAGGAGCUGCAGGAAGACGGUUCACUUCCCCUGCAGCAGGAAGCAGGGAUUCAUCUCCCAGUUUACCGGACUUUUCCCGUCGUACUGCUCGGACCACAGUCCCACUCAGUCUCUGUGUGCCAGUUCAGACCUCAGUCUGCCUGAGUCCUGCUCCAUCUGUUUGGACUCCAUCAACCCCGUCCUCUGCUACUCUGUCCUCAAAUGUCCGUCCUGUCACACCAGCUGGUUCCACAGGGACUGUGUGCAGCGUCAGGCCCACAGCGCCGGCCUCUUCUUCUUCAGAUGUACUCUGUGCAACAACAAGGAGAACUUCCAGGAGGAGAUGCUCCGGAUGGGAAUUUACAUCCCAGAGAGAGAUGCUUCAUGGGAGCUGGAGGCAAACGCGUAUUCAGAGCUGCUGGAGGUUUACAGGUGCUGCGAUGCUCUCACCUGCCUCUGCAGCAACGGACGCUCACACUCGGCCAAGACUGGGUGGUUCGAGGUGAUCCGCUGCCGUCUCUGUGGAUCCAGGGGGACUCACAGGAAGUGUUCAGGGCUGAAGGUGGACACCAGAGACUGGGCCUGCAGAGACUGCACGCAGGCCACAGACGGGAAAGCGUCCCUGGUUGCGUCUCCUCAGGGAGGUCCGACGAGGAGUCUGCUGUCCAAACGCCACCUGUCCUCCAUCCACACCCACAUCCACUCCAAGAGACCAGCAUUACCUGUGGGACUUCAAUCAUCUGCGGAGAUCCUGCAGGUGUUGGCCCCUCAGCUCCGGCCCCUCAGUGCCCAGGUGGAGGUGGGUGGGGAUCGGGCUCUGGCUGCCGGCGUGGAGCUGGUGAGGAGGGCCGACUUUGACCCCACACACACUCUGACUGUCAGGUUCAAGGACAACCAGCUGACUGCAUUUCCCAGCAGCCUCCAGGACAGUGACACAGCCAGGCUGCAUUUCCUGAAGCUGCUGAUGCAGCAGAUCCAGGACUCUGAGGUGUUUGAGGGUCCAAAUGGAUCCAAGAACCUGGCGCUGAACUCCCAGGCUCUGCGUGACGACCUGUACUUUGACGUCGGCUGCCUGCUGGCUCUCUCUAUGGUUCACGGCGGACCUCCUGUCGGCUUCUUCUCUCACACUCUCUAUCAGUGUCUGUUCAACUACCCGCCCAACCAGCCGCUCACCGUCACACACAUGACCCCCGACACACACCUGACCCGCCAAGUCAGCAGGAUUGCUGAGGCAAAGUCUUUGGAUGAGCUGAAAGAAGUCGUGGCGGCGAGCUGGGAAUACUUGGAGCUGGCGGGCUGCAACCGCCCAAUCAGCAGCCUGGAGGAGAGGGAGGCUCUGGUGGAGGAUCUGGUCAACUUCACUCUGAUCACCAGGAUGCAGCUGCCGCUGCAGAGGUUUCGAGAGGGUCUGCAGACGCUGGGCGUCUUCGAUCAGGUGCAGCUCUUCCCGUCAGUGUUCUGCAGUGUUUUCUGUGAGGCGACGGCUCGGCUCACGGCUCAGACGGUCGCUCAGCUCUUCACCGUCCACUUCUCCCAGCAGGAGGACCGACUGAUCAGAGAGACGUCCGUCGUCACCUUCUGGAGACACUUCCUGCUGGAGUGUGAAGUCGGGAGGAGCUCUAUUUCCCUGCAGGACCUUCUUCGCUUCGCCACAGGAACUGAGGAGCUCCCAGCCACCGGCCUCCUCCCUCAUCCCUCCAUUUCCUUCCUCCACCCUGUCCUCUCUUCCCCACCGGGAGCUGAGCAGGAUGAUGAAUGUGGAGGAAAGAGGGGGACUGUCAGCUCAGCAGGGAGGGAGGUGUGGAGGGACGAGGGGCUCUUCCCUCAGAGGGAGCCUGGCUCCAAACACCUCCUCCUGCCCGUCACCUCCUCCUACCAGGCCUUCAAGAGCUCCAUGGAGCAGGCCAUCAGCCACCAUGUGCACCUCCUCCCCUCAGAGAGUUAGAGGAGGAUCAGCGCAGCUGCAGGAGGAAAUCCCUCGUGUUUUUAAAAAAGAUCAUGUAUCAAGAAGUUUGUUUUAUCUUCGAAACGCUGACUCUUUCUUCCACACCAGCUCUAAUUGUUCCUGUGCAGCCUGCACAGCUGACUUCAUGUUGUGGAGAACUUUGGUCUGUCAGGUUCUUAAAGGCACAGUUCACACCAAAAUCAAACCCGUUUGUCCAUCCAGACAGGUUUGGUGUGAGCUGCAGGGUUUUGGAGAGGUCGCAUGUAGAGACGUCUUCCCUUGAAUACGUUUGAUUUUGGGGUGAACUGUCCCCCAGCAGUUUUCUGUUUUGUUUUGUUUUUUCUUUUAUUGUGAGCAAAUCAAACCAACAACACGUCAGUCAGUUGAACAUCCAGCUCAGAUGUGAUGUUACUUGAAAAACUUUGGUGCUGCUUUUAAUUUUGUCAGAUUUUUGCUGUACAUAUUGUUCAUUUGUUUGUUUGUUUUCAGCUUUUAAUGAUCCUGAGGUUUUCUGUUCAUGUUUGUUUGUGUCUGUCAUGUUCUUGUUUUUUCUUUUGCAAAAUGAAGAGAUUGUGAAAAGCAGGAGCUGAUCAGAGAUUCAGUUUGUGCUGCUGCACAGUUGAUUCAAAGUCAACAGGAUCGUUUGCUUUAUGUCUGUUAAUCAGAUGACUUAUUUUUCUGAGUUGGUGGGUUUUUGUCUUUCAGCAUUUAUUUUUGUUUGUUUCCUUUUCUUGUUAUUUAUCCGUUUUGUCUUUCCUUCCUGCUUGCUGCAUCUUUGUGCUUAUUUUCCAGAUACCAGAUACUUGUCUCUUUGUGAUUCUCCAUAAAUGCAGAAACAAACCA